Molecule: messenger RNA, 4542 nt
Organism: Symbiodinium natans
Lineage: Eukaryota; Dinophyceae; Suessiales; Symbiodiniaceae
Source: the annotation of a GenBank genome assembly
AUGAUGCGUUCUCUGGCUCGUUGCUCUCGCAGGGCUUUCUCGACGUCUGAAUUCGCUGUGCGAGAGCACCGGCACUGGCAGAAGGCUGUCCACACUUACGAGACUGGCUGGGGAUGCUUGACACGGCAAUGUGUCCCCGCCCUCCUGGAUGCAGUGAAGUGUCAGCAAGGGUGCAGCUUAGUGGACGUUGCCACAGGCCCCGGCUUCGUCGCGGAGGCUGCGGCCAAGGCUGGCGCUGCUGUAACUGCCCUGGACUUUUCGAGAAACAUGUUGGACCUGGCCCAAGCACGACUUUCUGCCGAGAUGGCCUCGGACAAGGUGCAGUUCAUCGAAGCCGAUGCUGCGAGGAUGCCUUUAGAGGACCAGUCGGUCGAUGCUGUUGUCUGCAGCUUUGGUGUUCUCCACCUUCCAGAGCCAGAGGCUUUUUUUGCAGAAGCCUUCCGAGUCCUGCGCCCCGGCGGGCGCUUGGGCUUCACGGUCUGGGGCUACUCCUUUCUCACAGAGGCGCUUCAGUUGGUUCAUGAUGCAGUUGGGGCGCACGGCAACACGCAGGUGCCUGUGCCUCCAGCCCCGCCUUUCUUCCGCUUUGCGCAAGCAAAAGCCGCCAUGGAAACGCUCAAGCGUUUUGGGUUUGGCAAGGUCCAGUGCCAAGAAGUCCCCAUGUGCUGGGAGGUGCAUGAUGCACGGGAGACCUUUCGCACGUUUCGGGAUGGCCACGGGCAAAUCGGUGACUUGCUUGCAUUGCAGACUCCGGAACAGCUGGCCGCCAUUGAGGUGGCCAUCACAGCUGGCACAGAAGCCAAGCGGAGUGGCCCAGGUGCUUUCGGGAGGCACCAUGCUGGCGAGCGAAGCGGGACGAAUUCACAGAUUUUCGGCGACCUGCUUUGCCAUGGCGUGCGGUUCAGUUUGCUGCUGCGCACCGCGGUGCUAGCUGUUUACACGGAGGUGUUGAAGCUUCGACUGCGGCCAGCCGCCGGCAACUCCGGCAACAUUGCCGAAGGCAGUGCCAACAACAUGUGCGCGAGAGGCACCUACCGAAGCAUUCAGAAAAGGUAUCAACCAGAGACCGCCCUGGUUGAGCUGACUUGCCACACCACGACGACUGCCGGCAGUGCCAUCUCAGAGACCGGGUGGAGGGGCGAAGACUUCCUGAACACUUCACUGUAUGACGGGUUGGAGCUUCUGCGGGUUGUUUCGACAUGUUUCGACUUCGUUCUUGGCAAACAAGGGAAGCCGGACGUCCUGUCGCGCAACUGGGAAUCCUGGCUUCCUCCCGAGUCAGAAUCGGACCUGCUGCCGAAGCUGCGGAAGGAUCGCGAGUCCCUGGUUCCAGAGCUUGUGGCGCUCACUCCGCCAGGCGGCGUGCUUUGCAACCGGCAGAUCGUCGACUCGCACGCUUGGAGCUCCAAGAAGGUGUCGAAGUUUGAGCUCCAAGAGCUCUGGACGCAAGUUCUGGAGGGCCGGAAGGUCCUCGUGGUGCUGGGCAACGCUUUUCAAGUGGAGUCGCUGCAGCCAAUCCUGCGACUCGCGGCCGGCGCUGCGGUCUACUUUGUCCGCGAUGCGGAGUUGGAUGACCUCCCAGGCCUCCUCCAGAACCUCCGCAGCCUUGCCGAAGAUUUCGAUGCAGCACUCCUGUCGGUCGCCUCACCUGCGGCAGCAUUGUUGGCCGCAGGCCUCGACUGCGUGGUGCAGACCUUUGACGUGGGUGCAAUGAGGGUGUCGCCAGCACCGAGGCAGCAGCCCGUGCCAUCGCCUCUGACAACGGCAAAUGCUGGCAGCGAGGCGCCAUGGACAUCCUUUCCAAGGCCACAUCUGAAGCGACCCACAGCGUGGCGGAGCUUGAAUGGCCCGUGGGCGGUGCACAUCAGCACAAGGAAUCAGGAGACACUGCCGGUGGACUUUCAAGACGGAGUGGUCGAGGUUCCCUUUCCUGUCGAGUCGCACAGGGGUGGGCUGCAGCGCCGGAUCUCCGAGCAUGAGCUGCUGUGGCUUCGGCGAGAGGUGCAGCUGCCAUCGGGCUGGGGGAGAGUCUUGCUUCAUGUGGAUGCGUGCGACUGGGAGUGCGCCAUCUUCGUGGAUGGACAGCUGCUGGGCACUCAUCGAGGCGGCUAUGACCCAUUCACUUUCGAGUUGGCGGCUGCCAGCCACAAGGAUGCUGUGCAGCUUGUGAUCCGUGUGUGGGAUCCCACCGACAGCGGCUGCGAGUACGCCGUGGAUGAUGAUCAACCACCCCGGUGCGAUCAGUGCUGUCAGACAGGCUGGCAGCCGCGUGGGAAGCAAUCCCUCCAGCCGGGCUUCAUCAUGUACUCCGCAGCAUCGGGCCCGUGGCAAAGCAUUUGGUUGGAGGAGGCUCCUGAGGGCUGCCUCAUGGCAUCUGCAUCAGCCGAGCUUCUGGACGCAAAGCACCUCAGAUUCCAGGUUGACCUGGUAGACCCCGCGCUCUGCGGCGAGGCCACCCGCUUGCGAGUGGCGGUCUAUCUGCAAGGCGAGCUUCUUGCUGAAGGAGAAGGAGACGGCGCGUUUCAAGCCGACGUCGCUGGUGUUGAGCCCUGGGAGUUGUGGAGCCCUACACAUCCCAGGCUGCAUGUGGCCAAGCUCUCACUGUGCAGCUUGACGCGCCCAACCUGCGGCGACACCAUGGAUUUCACUUUCGCCCUGCGUGCGCUCUCGAAAACAGCCGGGCCACGCCAAGGACCUCGCGGGGAGGUCGCCCUCCUCUUAAAUGGCGAAGCCAUUCUCCAGAGUGGCGUGCUGUACCAAGCCUACUGGCCUGAGUCACUCAUCACUCCGCCCAGUGAGAAUGCGAUGCUAGAGGACUUGCGGCUGAUCAAGAGCAGCGGCUUCAACAUGGUGCGGGUUCAUGCAGCUGUGCUGCCCUCGAUGUUCUACCAUUUCUGCGAUCAGGAGGGCCUCCUCGUUUGGCAGGACUUUCCGGCCGGCGAUGGCCGCGCCCUACCGAUCUGGGAUGCGGCGCGAGGGACCCUGGAGCAGCAGGGGGAAGUGGAGCCGUUGCAGCUGGAUGAGAUCCGUCGGACAGAUGAGUCCGCGGACAACUUCUGGAAGGAGCUGCGGUCCCUGACACGCUGGCUCCGAGGCUUCGGCUGCAUUGUGUGCUGGGUGCCCUUCAAUGAGGCUUGGGGGCAGUUUCAAUCGAUGCAGGUGGUGCGAUGGCUCCGCGCCUUCGGUGGGCAGCGCUGGAUUGACAUGGCCAGUGGGUGGAACGAUGUGGGCGACCUCUUCCAAGGAGAGGAUGCGGGCGAUCUGGUCGAUGCACAUAACUACGAGAGCGCGCCGUACGACGGGCUGCAAAGUACCUUCCAGCUUUGGCCGCUGCCUCUGGCCGGACGGGCGCUGGCCCUCGGUGAGUACGGCGGCUUAGGGUUCCCGGUGGAGGACCACGAGUGGUCUCCAGAAACUUCCUGGGCUUAUGGGAAUGUGAGCUACAACGCGAAGGACUUCGCCAUCAAGCUCUUGGAUCUCGGGCACCGGCUCGAGGCGCUUCUUUGCGAGAACUGGAUCUCUGCUGUUGUCUACACCCAGUGGAACGACAUCGAAGAGGAGAUCAAUGGCCUUGUGACCUACGACCGUCUUCCGAAGCUCCCUCAGCCAGUGCUGCUGGAGUUCAGCGGGCGACUGGCGCAGCUAGCGCAGCGUGGCCGCGGCAAUGGCGCAGCCGAGUCGGCCGGACCUGAUUCCCGCGCCCGCGGUGAUGCUCGACUCAACAUUCUUGUGAUUGAAGUGGCGGCCAGAUUUGUCACAUACUGUGGGAAAGGGAAAGUGGACUUCGCGGCAGAGAUCCGCGAAGCGAUCGCGAGCGAAUUGCAGCCUUGGACCUUUGGCGAGCACGCUGGUGCACUUGGAGCAAUGUCCAGACUGUGGCCAUGUGCUUGGCUCAGGUUCGCGACCCUGAUUCGGCCGGAGAGGCACAUCUAUGAGUACACGCAGGCUGUCCCUGAUGAUCUGAACUGCACACUGUGUGGCGACGUCUUUCAGAAUCCGUCCCAGAUUCCGUGUGGGCACCACUUCUGCAGCAGCUGCAUUCGUGCUCUUCUGGCCCGAGGGACAGGCCGCGCGAAUUGCCCGCUGGAUGGCCAGAUUGUGACACGAUUCGCUGCCCUUCCUUCAGACGAGCAGCUGCUGCUGCGCCUCAGCCAACUCCGGGUGCGUUGUCCAGUGUGCAGAGAGGACAUAUGCAUUGCGGACCUGCAGCUGCAUCUCCAGGAUCCGGUCUGCAUGGUCGAAUCUGCAGAGGCGUAUCGCUCGAUCCUCCACCCUUUCUACUUGAGCUGCCCGUUGUCGAACUUCACCGUUGGAGAGUUCAAUGGAACUUCCGCCUUGAUCCGUCUUUACAGAAAGCUGGGCCCUGUUCUGCUGAAGCGCUUCGUGCUGACUACGGAGAGCUUCAUCGUGCUGCCCGACCCGAAGAUGGGCUUCCAGCCGCAGUCUGAGGAGGAUGCCGGCCUGCUUCGACGAGAAGGUGGCUACUUCAACGCCUGGUGGGUGCACCCUGCUUUCCGCCAAGAGGUGGACAAAGGGGCUUGA